Diachasma alloeum is the source of this 2603-nucleotide messenger RNA. Its product is annotated as cytochrome b5 reductase 4. The record is from RefSeq and is a predicted model, not a curated record. Gene Ontology annotation, molecular function: oxidoreductase activity; heme binding. Lineage: Eukaryota; Metazoa; Arthropoda; Insecta; Hymenoptera; Braconidae. Gene Ontology annotation, biological process: generation of precursor metabolites and energy; superoxide metabolic process. Gene Ontology annotation, cellular component: endoplasmic reticulum. The transcript has 10 exons. The coding region runs from base 160 to 1899 and encodes 579 amino acids.
CUCACGUUCGUGUAGACGAGUCAAGGAGUCUCACCGUCAAUUGGUGACCACUUGUCACUGAUUAAUCCACUGAAAGAGUCCGAGUUAUUUUAUUACCGAGCACUUGUCAGCGUGCAAUCACCGACGACUCCCAUUAGAUGAGGUCAUUUGCUGGUGAUAAUGGAGUCUGCAGAUAGUAAUCAACAGCCCGAGGGCUCAAGGUCAAAAGACAAUGACGAAUUAUCUGAAAUUAAGGGUAAUUACAUAACGGAGAAGAUGAAGCGAGUGGAUGUCAAGCCUUCGUCAUCACCAACGAGUUUCUUGGCGAAGAGCUCGGUUCUGCUGCCAACCGGAGUUGCUCGGGUCAAACAAAUCUCCGGGGUAGCAUCGGAAUCGAGCAGGAGUGCGACAGGAAGUGGAUCCGCAACAGGAAAUCCGAGAAACAAAACGGCCCUGGCACCCGGCCACAGUCUGAUGGACUGGAUUCGCCUGGGCUCAUCGGGAGUUGAUCUCACCGGAGUUGGGGGCGUUAACCAGGCCAUAACACUCACAGAACUAGCGAAACACAAUCAGAGAAAUGACGCCUGGAUUGCUAUCCGAGGCAUUGUCUUCAAUGUGACGCGGUACAUGGACUUUCAUCCUGGUGGUGUGCCAGAGUUGAUGAAGGGGGUGGGUAAAGAUGCGACUAAACUGUUUGAAGACGUGCACGCGUGGGUUAAUUACCAGAGUAUUCUGCAGAAGUGUGUGGUGGGAAGGUUAAUUAGGGGAAAUGGAGUUGAGGGGCCUACCAGUCCUUUUGGAAAUGAUAAAAUUACGAAAUUGUCGCCACUUGCUGCUGGAGCGAAAACAUCAGGAACCGACAGAAAGACCUCGACAACCCCUCAAACCCUCCAAAGCGACUGGAAGCAAACGACCAACACAGUGACCUUCGUCUACAAGCCAUCGCGAGACCAACAGUCUCCCAACUUCCAACUGACCCGUCAGAGUUCCACCGAAUUCACCCUAAAAACUCAAUUUUCAAGCGCCUCCAUUCGCCACGAGUACGACCUAGACGAGGGGGUCCAGUGGCCGCCCACAUGGCGUCGAAAUUACGAGUCAAUGGAGGUGGAAUUCACCUUCACAAAGACAACUGGAAAACUUUGGAACUCGUACGGAACCAGAACAGUCGCUAUUGACACGAAAAAUGAUAGAUGUUACAGGGAUUGGGAAGUCGUUAGUAACACAUCACUGUGUGAUUCCGUUAAUCUGUUAGUUUUAAGAUGUAGCGACUACAUGGAAGUAACGCCAGUCGGUAGACAUAUAGAGGCCAAGAUGAGUGUGCUAGGUAUGGAUAUCUCAAGGUCUUACACACCGGUACCACCUUCACUCCAUCCUGAUCACGAGGCACCUGGUUACAAACCAAACAGCCUGUGUCUCAUGAUAAAACGUUACGACGAUGGCGCCCUUACUCCGUCCAUAACAGCUCUGCAGCAAGGGCAAUGCCUGAGUUUGAGUAAUAGCCUGGGUACCUUUGUGGCUGAAUCCUUUGACGACUACACCGCCAUUCAUAUGCUUGCCGCAGGCACCGGAUUAACACCAAUGCUAGGUAUUAUUCAUCGGUCACUAUGCCGACGCAAUGUGAGUUCAAUAAAUCUCGUUAACUUCAACAGAAAUGAGAAGAGUAUUUUCUAUCGAGAGCAGUUGGACAGAGUUUGCUCUGAUAACAGAUUAAAUGUUGUCCACGUACUCUCGCAGGCCGAUGAAAAUUGGGGUGGCAGACGUGGAAUCGUCUCGGAGGAUUUAAUUAAAGAAGUUAUUGGGGAGUGUAACAAGCAGGCCUGUGUCUUCACGUGCGGACCCAAAGGAUUUAUGACUGCUGCAAAAACGUCAUUAUUGAAACUAGGCUGGCAACCCUCUCAGAUGCACGAAUUCGAUGGAUAGUUUUAGUAUCACCGAAAGUACCAAUUGGUCCAAGUACAACCCAUGUAAGGAUUAAACGACUGAAAUAAUUAGUGAUCCUGAUCGAUGAACGAUAGAUUAAUAAGCUCCCCGCUGGAUCGGUCGCACCUGCCUGAAACAUAUGAAGCUACUUCAUCCUUCCAAAUGGCCAGAGGAAAAGAAAAUAGUGAAAGUAAUUCAAUUUUUCAAUUACGAAUUGCUUGAUGAACAUUUUGCUGUAGAAGAAAGUCAGAAACAUUCAGAAUUGAUGAAACUCUCUUUGCCAAUCUCUUUGAUGUCUCCGUGAUAAGUAGAGUACAAAGAAUUUUAUUCUCUUUUUGGGCAUAAUGUGGUCAACUUUAAAUUGGAAACAUGGUUAAAUAUUAAUGAAAAUCAUCACGGGUAAUGGUUCAACCAAAGGUCAUUCAUUUAUAGAUGAAGUUUUAGAAAACAAUUGUUGUGAUAAAAGAGAUUGUCAUUCGAAUUUAAAACCCAGAUUAAUGAAGAAAGUUGUACAGAUGAAUAAAAUGUCUUUUUGAGAAUUUUAAGUGGACGAAGUGUUGAGAUGAUGGAUAAAUGGUAGUGAAAUGUACAGAUUAAUCACAUGUAAAUAAGGGGGAGGGCUAUAUUUGUAUGUAACUUGCACCUGAGAUGAAGGAAAAUAUGUGUAACUGGAAUAAAUCGACGAUUUCGUUGACACAAAUAAA